Messenger RNA from Sardina pilchardus (European sardine), 480 nucleotides. It is a transcript of the gene rplp2b, whose product is annotated as ribosomal protein, large P2, like. The transcript is spliced from 5 exons. Lineage: Eukaryota; Metazoa; Chordata; Actinopteri; Clupeiformes; Clupeidae. The coding region runs from base 101 to 445 and encodes 114 amino acids. The record is from RefSeq and is a predicted model, not a curated record. Gene Ontology annotation, cellular component: ribosome; cytosolic large ribosomal subunit. Gene Ontology annotation, molecular function: structural constituent of ribosome. Gene Ontology annotation, biological process: cytoplasmic translational elongation.
GCCCGCCUACUUAAAGUUCUUCCGUUUUCCAAACCCGUUCUACUUCCUUUCCGCCCGUACGAGCUCUGCCGUGAACACACGAUACCACGCUGUCUUAAAGAUGCGUUACGUAGCUGCAUACCUGCUCGCUUCCCUCGGAGGCAAGGAUAGCCCAAAUGCCGCCGAUAUCAAGAAAAUCCUUGAGAGCGUUGGCAUUGAGGCCGAUGACACACGUCUGGAGAAGGUUGUCUCUGAACUCAGUGGCAAGAAUGUAGAAGAGGUGAUUGCUCAGGGCUACGGUAAACUGGCCAGCGUACCCUCCGGAGGAGCUGUGGCGGUGGCCGCCUCUGGUGGUGGAUCUGGUGGAGCUGCUGCCCCUGCUGCAGCUGCUGAGGAGAAGAAGGAAGAGAAGAAAGAGGAGUCUGAGGAAUCUGAGGAUGACAUGGGAUUCGGACUCUUCGAUUAAACUUCUUUGGACUAAAAUAAAAUAUUUGUACAAAC